GCUGGAUCCGGACAUCCAAUGAGGACCGCCUCCUGCAAUUUACCGGAGCCCAGAUCGUCGUGAGCGACCCAUCCACUCGACCGGAGAAAUUGCGCAGAAGCUAUUUUUUUUUGCCGUCUGCAGCAUACACGAUGAAGCCACCCGUGGCCGGCGCCGGGAGGCCGUUUACUUGCCUGCGAUGCCUCGUCCAAUCCUCCCCCGGGCGGCCGGCCAUCGCGGCCCGCUGCCGCUCGCGGAAUCCGCAGAUAUUACCAUCAGCUCCCUACCAUAGCACGCGCGCGCUCCAACAAAACGCCCCGGCGUACCCAACCUCCCCGGAGGUCCAGCAGCCCCCCCCCCUGCGACAACCGACCACGGCCCCGAAGGCUGUCCUCGACAUCAAGCACAUCCGCCAGAAUCCCGAUCUCUACGCAGAGAACUGUCGCCAGCGGAACUACCACGCCGCUGCCGCCUACCCCGCUCGCAUCAACGAGCUCUUUGCCCAGUGGCAAGCCAAGCAGCGCGAGGGCCGCAGCCUGCGCGAGCGGGGCAACCUCCUCCGCCGCCAGCUCGCCAACCCGGGGACGACCCGCGACGAAGCCGAUGAGGAAGCCGCCGGGUUGCGCUCCCUGUCGCGCGAGCAGCUGCUCGAGGAAGCGCGCAAGGUCAAGACGGAGCUGAGCGCCAUCGAGGAGGCCGAGUCCGCCCUCUCGGCCGAGAUGCAGCGCCUCGCCCUCGCCAUCCCCAACCUCACCAGCGACGCCACCCCGCGCGGCAGCGAGCCCACCGUCCUGAGCUACAUCAACGACCACCCGAAAACCGCCAGCCCCGACUCGUCCGACCGCGUCUGGCGCUCCCACGUCCACAUCGGCGCCGAGCUCGGCAUCCUCGACUUCGCCGGCGCCGCCUCCACCUCGGGCUGGGGCUGGUACCACCUCCUCGACGAGGCCGCGCAGCUCGAGCAGGCCCUCGUCAACUACGCCCUCACCGCCGCCACCCGCGCCGGCUGGCGCCAGGUCAGCCCCCCGAGCAUGGUCUACUCCCACAUCGCCGGCGCCUGCGGCUUCCAGCCGCGCGACGUCAACGGCGAGACCCAGAUCUACACCAUCGCCCAGGACGCCGACGACGCCGCGCGGGGCAGGCCGGAGCUCUGCCUCGCCGGCACGGCCGAGAUCCCGCUCGCCGGCAUGAAGGCCGACACGGUCCUGGACGAGGCCGACCUGCCGCUCAAGCGCGUCGCCGCCUCGCGCUGCUUCCGCGCCGAGGCCGGCGCGCGGGGGGCCCUGACCAAGGGCCUCUACCGCGUGCACGAGUUCACAAAGGUCGAGCUCUUCGCCUGGACCGGCCCGGACGCCCACGCCGUCGGCGACGUCUUUGACGAGAUGGUCGACCUGCAGACGGAGCUGCAUGGCUCGCUCGGCCUGCACUGCCGCGUCCUCGAGAUGCCCGCCGCCGACCUGGGCGCCUCGGCCACCCGCAAGUGCGACAUCGAGGCCUUCUUCCCCUCCCGCCGCGACCGCAACGACGGCUGGGGCGAGGUCACCAGCGCCAGCAUCUGCACCGACUACCAGACCCGCCGCCUGGCGACGAGGCUCAAGCUCGCCGGCGGCAAGCUGGUCUAUCCCUGGACCGUGAACGGCACCGCCUUGGCCGUCCCCCGCGUCCUGGCCGCCAUCUUGGAGAACGGCUGGGAUGAGAGCGAGAAGACCGUCACCAUUCCCGAGGUUCUGAGGCCGUGGAUGGAUGGGAAGGAGAAGAUUGGGCCGAGGCAUCGUUAAGAGGUUAACAAGUCUUUGUACAAAAACUUAUCGGCAUGGCACUUGGUGGUGUUGUUGUUGUUGUUGCUGCUGUUGCACUUAUGUCCUGUACCAACACAACGGAUGCACUUGGAUGCAAUGUAUGGAGCAAGCGAGAUAGCCAAAGUAAUUCAUAUUCGUCAUCUCAUUGAAACUAUUGACACAAGACGAGAAAAAUCCAUCCUCAACCACCAGCAUGGCCUGCCAAAGCGUCCCAAUACCGCCCGUUCCCGUGGCAUAAUCCUUCCUGACUAAAGU
This is a messenger RNA of Thermothelomyces thermophilus ATCC 42464, 2033 nucleotides long. RefSeq lists its product as uncharacterized. Gene Ontology annotation, molecular function: ATP binding; serine-tRNA ligase activity; tRNA binding. The transcript has a single exon. Lineage: Eukaryota; Fungi; Ascomycota; Sordariomycetes; Sordariales; Chaetomiaceae. Gene Ontology annotation, biological process: mitochondrial seryl-tRNA aminoacylation. The record is from RefSeq and is a predicted model, not a curated record. The coding region runs from base 132 to 1757 and encodes 541 amino acids. Gene Ontology annotation, cellular component: mitochondrion.